Messenger RNA from Ustilago hordei, 1332 nucleotides. RefSeq lists its product as uncharacterized. Gene Ontology annotation, biological process: secondary metabolite biosynthetic process. The record is from RefSeq and is a predicted model, not a curated record. The coding region runs from base 1 to 1332 and encodes 443 amino acids. Lineage: Eukaryota; Fungi; Basidiomycota; Ustilaginomycetes; Ustilaginales; Ustilaginaceae. The transcript has a single exon.
AUGGCAGAAGCACGUAAAGCAGUCGAAGAGCUCGUCCGGCUCUCUAGCCGCGUCAUUCGCAUCCUUGGCCAGAACCCCGGCCCGUACACACUCGCAGGAACCAACACCUAUCUCAUCUCCACCCCUCCCACAGCCUCGACCAAACUCGCAUCCCGACCCUCCAUCCUAGUUGAUACGGGUGAAGGCAUUGACGCAUACAUUCCUCUGCUCGAGCGCGCGCUCAAAGGUGCCGUUGAUGGCAGCAGUGCCAAGCCAGAAAAGAGCCAGGAUGCUAUGGAGGAAGACGAGGAUGACCUCACAUCAUGGAUCUCAGAUAUCGUCUUGACGCACAAACAUCACGACCACAUUGGAGGACUGCCUUCUAUUCUUUCGCUUCUUUCAAAGUUGAGAGCUGAAGCAACGGUGACGCUGCCAGCUCCGAGGAUACACAAGUUUGCUGAUCCAGAAUCGGAUCCGGAUCUGGUCAAGAUGCUGCAUGGCCUACCGAAGGGUUCGUUCAUUCCAUAUGAUGCAGAGAAGGAAGGGAAUCAGUCGCCGCUGUGGCCAUUGCAAGAUGCGUCGGUGGUCAGUGUUGACGGUGAUGCUGGUGCCUCGUCUUCCCUGCAGGUGCUGUAUACACCGGGACACACUGCAGAUCACAUCUGCUUGCUGUUGAAGGAGGAAAAGACUUUGCUCACCGGUGACCACGUCCUUGGCCAAGGAACGACAGUAUUCGAAGACCUCACAGCAUACAUGUCCAGCUUGCGCAAGUGCUCUCGCGCUCUGGAAGAGCUCGGACCUUCCGUAGACGCAACAGUCGCAGGUGAAAACCUCCUCUACCCAGGCCACGGCCCCGUCGUCGAUCAAGGCCGCAAAACCCUCAAACAGUACCUCGACCACCGACUCGAGCGAGAAGCACAAAUCGUCGAGCUUCUCAAAACUCCACCCUCUUCCUCUGACUCCACCUGCUCUGCUUCAGCCUCAAGCUCUAGCAUCAAAGUCGGAGUACAAGAGUACAAGCUGGGCACACCAUGGAAAAUCAGGCAGAUGGUGUUGAAGCUGUAUUCGAAUUAUCCGGAGAACUUGUUCCCAGCAGCAGCUAGAGGUUUGUAUCUUCAUUUGAGAACUCUGAGCAGUCCAGAUGCGGAGAGGGGUCAGCGGUCCAGAGUGAGGUGUUUACAGACUACUUCAUUCGCAAGGAGAGGUUCGAAAGAGGCGAGACGGGAUGUUGGGAAUUGCCCACCGCUGCCGCAGAGCGAUCGCGAGUGGGUAGAGGCUAUGGAGUUGGAUUGGGCUUUUAUUGAAGGGCAGCAGAGUGAACAGGCUAACGGGUCGAAUCAUCAGCAUCUUUGA